AUGUCUUUUAUAAUGUUCAGCAAACUGAGAGAUUUUCUCCUGGAGCAUAGGAAAGAUUAUAUUAAUGCUUACAGCCACGUUCUGUCUGACUGUGGCAGGAUGACAGACACAGGAGACCAGAUAGACCAGGAUGCGCAGAUCUUCAUGAGGACCUGCUCGGAAGCAAUUCAGCAGCUCAGGACAGAUGCGCACAGGGAGGUCCACUCCCAGCAGGUGAAGGAGCACAGCACUGCCAUUCUGGAUUUCAUCGAGGAUUACUUAAAAAGAGUGUGUGAACUUGACUCAGAACAGAGAGCCAUCCGAGUUAAACGAGUGGUGGAUAAGAAGAGAUUAUCUAAGCUGGAACCAGAACCAAACGCAAAAACAAGAGAAUCCAUCGCUUCUGAGAAAGCGUCACAGAAUCCUUCAAAAGACUCUGAAGAGAAACCUGCCUCUGAAGAGUUCCCAGAAAAACUGUCUGAAGCGCAGCCUGACUUGAGUGCCUGGGGAGACGGCAAAGGAGAAGACGAGUUAUCCCCAGAAGAAAUGCAAAUGUUUGAACAAGAAAAUCAGCGGCCCAUUGGGGAGAUGAACAGCUUGUUUGAUGAAGUGAGGCAAAUCGAAGGGAAAGUGGUUGAAAUUUCCAGACUCCAAGAGAUAUUCACGGAAAAGGUGUUGCAACAGGAAGCGGAGGUUGACAACAUUCACCAAUUGGUGGUUGGAGCGACUGAAAACAUCAAGGAGGGCAUCGAAGACGUUAGAGAGGCCAUCAAGAACAACGCCGGCUUCCGCGUGUGGAUCCUCUUCUUCCUCGUGAUGUGCUCCUUCUCCCUGCUCUUCCUCGACUGGUAGGACAGCGAGCCGGCCUCGGGCGGCUGUGCCGGCAGGC
Molecule: messenger RNA, 868 nt
Organism: Oryctolagus cuniculus (rabbit)
Lineage: Eukaryota; Metazoa; Chordata; Mammalia; Lagomorpha; Leporidae
Source: RefSeq, a predicted model, not a curated record